Messenger RNA from Leptonychotes weddellii (Weddell seal), 12674 nucleotides. The record is from RefSeq and is a predicted model, not a curated record. NCBI's taxonomy places the organism in Eukaryota, Metazoa, Chordata, Mammalia, Carnivora, Phocidae.
GUUGUAUUCCUGGGCCUUGUCCAACUUCAGAUGAUUUGAAAUAUACUAUGACUCGUUUAGCAGUAGAUGGAGCAGAUAUUUAUAUUGUGGAGCAUGGCUGUGCUACAAAUCUAAAGAUGGGUGCAAUUCGAGUUGCAAACUGUAAUCUCCACAAUCAGUCGGUUGGGGAAGGAAUAAGUGCUGCAAUUCAGGAUUUUCAAGUGAGACAGUACAUUGAACAAUUAAAUAAUUCCAGAGUUGGACUUCAGCCUGCAGUACUACGGAGGGCCUAUUGGCUUGAAGCGGGGUCAGCCAAUUUAGGACUCAUUACUGUUGAUAUUGCAUUAGCUGCUGAUCAUCAUUCUAAACAUGAGGCUCAGAGACAUUUCUUAGAAACUCAUGAUGCCAGAACUAAGAGGUUGUGGUUUUUGUGGCCAGAUGAUACCCUGAAGAAUAAGAGGUGUAGGAACAAGUGUGGUUGUCUCGGUGGCUGCAGAUUCUUUGGUGGCACAGUAACUGGCCUAGAUUUCUUCAAACUUGAAGAGUUGACACCUUCCAGUAGUUCUGCAUUUUCAAGCACGAGUGCAGAGUCUGAUAUGUAUUAUGGACAGUCUCUGCUACAGCCUGGAGAAUGGAUUAUUACUAAAGAAAUUCCCAAAAUUGUAGAUGGUAAUGUGAAUGGCAUGAAGAGGAAAGAAUGGGAAAACAAAUCAGUGGGAAUAGAAGUAGAAAGAAAAACUCAGCACCUUAGUCUUCAAGUACCAUUACGAUCUCAUAGCUCAUCCUCUUCCUCAGAAGAGAAUAGUAGUUCUAGUGCUGCACAGCCUUUAUUGGCCGGAGAAAAGGAAAGUCCCUCUUCUGUUGCUGAUGACCAUUUGGUUCAAAAAGAAUUCUUGCAUAGUGCAAAAAGAGAUGAUGGUCAAGUACGUAUUCCUACAGAAAUUUCAGGAAACAGCCCUGUGUCUCCUAAUACUCAGGAAAAGUCAGGUCAAUCUCCUUUGAGAUCUCCCUUGAAACGACAAGCCUCUGUAUGUUCCACUCGACUUGGGAGUACCAAGAGCCUUACUGCUGCUUUUUAUGGGGACAAGCAACCUGUUACAGUUGGAGUCCAGUUUAGUAGUGAUGUCUCCCGAAGUGAUGAGAAUGUAUUAGACUCACCAAAGCAGAGAAGAAGUUUUGGUUCAUUUCCAUACACACCAUCAGCAGACUCCAAUUCAUUUCAUCAAUAUCGGUCAAUGGAUUCCAGCAUGUCAAUGGCUGAUAGCGAAGCCUACUUUUCUGCAGCUGAAGAAUUUGAGCCCAUUAGCAGUGAUGAAGGCCCUGGAACCUAUCCAGGUAGAAAAAAGAAGAAAAAGCAAACACAGCAGAUUGACUACAGUAGGGGUUCCAUAUAUCACAGUGUGGAGGGACCACUUACUGGCCAUGGAGAAAACAUUCAGGAUCCCCGAACUCUGCCAUUCAAAACUCAUCCUUCCCAGGCUUCAUUUGUUUCUGCGUUAGGUGGAGAAGAUGACGUUAUAGAACAUCCAUAUGUUGUAGAGGUUGAGAAAACAGUAGAGAGCGAACAGAUUACUUCUCAACAACCUGUGAUGAAUUGUUAUCAGACUUACCUUACUCAGUUCCAGGUAAUUAAUUGGUCAGUGAAGCACCCUACUAACAAAAGAACCUCUAAGUCCUCAUUGCAUCGUCCCCUCGAUCUUGAUACUCCAACCAGUGAAGAAAGUUCAUCGUCAUUUGAACAGCUUUCUGUUCCAACUUUUAAGGUUAUCAAACAGGGGCUCACAGCUAAUUCUUUACUAGACAGAGGAAUGCAGCUUUCAGGAUCAACUUCGAAUACACCAUAUACUCCUCUGGAAAAGAAAACUGUUGAUAACACAGAUGAUGAGACAUUGACAGAAGAGUGGACCUUGGAUCAGCCAGUCUCUCAGACCAGGACCACAGCCAUAGUUGAAGUAAAAGGGACUGUUGAUGUUGUUCUGACUCCCCUGGUGGCUGAAGCUUUAGACAGGUACAUUGAAGCAAUGGUUCAUUGUGCUAGUACCCGCCAUCCAGCGGCAAUUGUAGAUGAUCUCCAUGCCAAAGUCCUCAGGGAGGCUGUCCAAAAUAGCAAGACUACUUUCUCAGAAAAUCUAUCUUCCAAACCAGAUGUUAGAGGAACAAAAACUGAACAUGCUACCAUAGGAACAACUAACCAAGGACAAGCACAGACAAAUCUUGUAAUGAAGCAAGAUAAUGUAACAAUUAAAGGUCUUCAGGCUAAUGUUAGCAUACCAAAGGUAAACUUAUGUUUGUUACAAGCCUCAGUGGAAGAAUCUCCAAGUACAGCUCCUAGUAAAAGUGUGACUCAUGUUUCUCUAGUAGCAUUGUGUUUUGACAGAAUUGCUACGCAAGUUCGUAUGAACAGAGGUGUGGUUGAAGAGACUUCAAAUACAGAACCUGGUAGAACAUCAAAUUUUGAUAGGUAUGUCCAUGCCACUAAGAUGCAGCCUCAGUCAUCUGGAUCUCUCAGAUCAAAUGCUGGAGCAGAAAAAGGCAAAGAAAUUGCAGCCAAGUUAAAUAUUCAUCGAGUUCAUGGGCAACUUAGGGGUCUUGAUACAACAGAUAUUGGUACCUGUGCCAUCACUGCUAUUCCUUUUGAGAAGUCCAAAGUUUUAUUUACUCUGGAAGAGUUGGAUGAGUUUACUUUUGUGGAUGAAACUGAUCAGCAAGCUGUUCCAGAUGUAACUCGAAUAGGUCCCAGCCAAGAAAAAUGGGGUUGGAUAAUGUUUGAAUGUGGACUUGAAAAUUUAACCAUAAAAGGAGGAAGACAGUCUGGUGCUGUUUUAUAUAAUACUUUUGGAAUUAUGGGUAAAGCUAGUGUCACAGAAAGAGGUGGAGUGCUGACAUCCAAUAAUUCUUCUGAUUCUCCAACUGGCAGUGGCUAUAAUACUGAUGUCUCUGAUGAUAAUCUUCCCUGUGAUCGAAUGAGCCCUUCUUCAGACUUAAAUGGAAAUUCUGUUUCAGAUGAACAAGAUGAAGGAGUUGAAUCUGAUGAUUUGAAAAAAGAUUUACCUCUGAUGCCUCCACCUCCAGAUUCAUGUAGCAUGAAGUUGACCAUCAAGGAAAUUUGGUUUAGUUUUGCAGCUCCCACUAAUGUGAGAUCUCCUACACAUGCAUUUUCUAGGCAGCUGAACCUUUUAAGCACUGCAACUCCAGCUGUUGGUGCAUGGCUUGUUCCCAUUGAUCAACUCAAAUCAUCCUUAAACAAAUUAGAAACUGAGGGCACCUUGAGAAUUUGUGCUGUUAUGGGAUGUAUAAUGACAGAAGCAUUAGAGAAUAAAAGUGUACAUUUUCCCUUAAGAAGUAAAUACAACAGACUUACAAAAGUUGCCCGUUUUCUCCAAGAAAAUCCUUCAUGUUUACUGUGCAAUAUACUACAUCACUACCUGCACCAGGCAAAUUACUCCAUCAUUGAUGAUGCUACAAUGAGUGAUGGACUUCCUGCUUUGGUAACAUUAAAGAAAGGUUUAGUUGCAUUGGCAAGGCAGUGGAUGAAGUUUAUUGUGGUGACACCAGCCUUUAAAGGAGUUAGCUUACACAGACCAGCUCAGCCGCUGAAACCUCAAUCAGCUGUGGACCAUGAACAUGAAGACGGACUUGGGCUAGACAAUGGAGGUGGUCUUCAAAGUGACACCAGUGCUGAUGGAGCAGAAUUUGAAUUUGAUGCAGCCACAGUCAGUGAACACACAAUGCUACUAGAAGGAACAGCCAACCGUCCUCCACCUGGUAGCUCUGGACCUGUAACUGGAGCUGAGAUAAUGAGGAAACUUUCUAAGACUCAUACCCACAGUGACUCUGCAUUAAAGAUAAAGGGUAUUCACCCAUAUCAUUCUUUGAGCUAUACCAGUGGAGACACUGCCACCGAUUCUCCGGUGCAUGUUGGACGUGCUGGGAUGCCAGUUAAGGAGAGUCCAAGGAAGGAGAGCCUACUCAGCUACCUGACUGGAAGCUUCCCAAGCUUGCACAACCUCCUAGAAGGGACUCCUCAGAGAAGUAGUGCAGCUAUAAAAAGCAGCUCCCUAACGAGAACGGGAAAUACAAUGGCCACUGAUAUGUUAUCUGAACAUCCCUUGCUAUCUGAGCCAUCAUCUGUGAGUUUCUAUAAUUGGAUGUCAAAUGCUGUGGGUAAUCGUGGAAGUGUGGUACAAGAAUCUCCUGUUACAAAAUCCGCACACAAUAGUCUUCCAUCAGGUGUUGCACCCAAUCUUCCUACAAUACCCUCAGCCUCAGAUUUCAACACCGUCUUAUCUAGUGACCAGAAUACUUUGGAUGGAACACAUUCUCAGCAUAGCACUAGUCAGGAUGAUGUGGCAGGUGUAGAAGAAGCCAACCAAGGGUUUCCUGCUGUGCAGCUUGCUGAUGCACAGGUUGUUUUCAGACCUCUUCUCAGUCAUACAGGGAUUCAGUCACAGGAUGCAAUGCCACUCUGCUACCGAAUGUACUUUGGAGAACACCUUUCAUUUUCAGGGACUUUGGACUGCCUUAGAGCAGAUAUUGUGGAUUCGGACACAGCCAAAGAGAGAAAAGGCAAAAGAGCAAGAAGGCAAGGUCAUGUGAAUCUUCCUCCACUUGAAUUCAAACCAGCAUUAAUGUUGGAAACCUUUAGCAUCAGUGCUGUUGUAAUGGAAAAGUCAGUGUGCACCCCUCAGAACUCUACCAGUGCUCUUUCUUUUCAUGAUCUCAACAAACGGUAUUAUAAUACCUUCCACUGUAACUUUACUAUUUCUUGUCAGUCAAUAAGCCAGCAUGUGGAUAUGGCUUUGGUUCGUCUUAUUCAUCAAUUUAGUACGAUGAUAGAUGACAUCAAAGCGACUCAGACUGACAUUAAACUUAGCAGAUAUACAGCUGGAUCGGCUUCCCCAACACCUACCUUCAAAACCAGAAAACAUCGGGAUUUUCGCUCAUCUGACUUCAGCCGCAGUUCUAGAGGAAGUCUGAAUGGUGGCAAUAGAGUAAACAAUGCAAAGAACAAACGGACCAACAAUGAAAAUAACAAAAAGGAAUCUCGAAACAAAAAUUCAUUAGGAAGAUCUGAAAGAAGAACUUCAAAAGUGUCUAGGAAAGGUUCAAAAGAUGUGGUGGACCAUAUGACUAUUCAUAUGGAUGACUCUGAUUCAAUUACAGUGUCAGAACAAAGUGAGCCUUCGGCUGAGUGCUGGCAGAAUAUGUAUAAAUUACUUAACUUCUAUUCACUUAUCUCUGAUCCAACAGGAAUAUUGGAAAAAUCUUCAGAAACAUUUGGACCAGCAGGAGUUCGGAGCCCUACAGAGCCAACAUGUAAAGUUGUGUUUGAGAAUGAACAAGACAGUAAUAGUUUGACUAAGACACAGAGGAAACGUAGCUUGGUGACUUCUGAACCUCAGCAUGUUACUCUGAUAGUGUUUGGGAUUGGCAUGGUGAACCGCACACACCUGGAGGCUGACAUUGGGGGGCUAACAAUGGAAUCAGAACUGAAGAGGAUCCACGGCAGCUUUACACUUAAGGAAAAAAUGAAAGAUGUUUUACAUCAAAAGAUGACUGAAACGUGUGCCACUGCUCAUAUUGGUGGGGUUAAUAUUGUGCUGCUUGAAGGGAUUACACCAAAUAUACAACUGGAGGAUUUUCCUACAUCUCCUACAAGCACAGCCAAACAAGAGUUUCUAACUGUAGUGAAAUGUAGUAUUGCCAAGUCACAAGCCCUCUACAGUGCCCAGAGAGGGUUGAAGACUAACAAUGCUGCCGUGUUCAAAGUAGGAGCUAUCAGCAUCAACAUUCCCCAGCACCCUGCCACCUUACAUAGCAUGAUGGUUCGGAGUUCCCACCAACUAUCUAAGCAGAUCUCAGAUCUUAUCAGACAGCCUUCUACAGUCCCACAGCCCAUGAAAGAAGAUAUUGCAACGCCCCUACCUUCUGAAAAAACUCCAACAAGUGUUAAUCAAACUCCUAUUGAAACAAAUGAAUUUCCUCAGCUACCUGAAGGUUUAGAAAAGAAGCCUAUUGUUCUUAAAUUCAGUGCCAUGUUAGAUGGUAUAGCCAUUGGAGCAGCACUUUUACCAUCUCUGAAAGCAGAAUACAAAAUGGGAAGAAUGAGAAGUCAUGGAAUGACAGGUGCACAGACCAGGUUUACAUUUGAGCUGCCAAAUCACAGAUUACGUUUUACUUCGAAAGUUUCUGCCACAGAUAUGUCAACCAUUCCUCCUUCUGCCAGUCUCAACCUUCCUCCUGUUACUAUGUCAGGGAAAUAUAUAAUGGAAGAACAUGAUAGUUAUUCAGAUCAGGUGUGGAGUAUUGAUGAACUACCUUCUAAACAAGGGUACUAUUUACAGGGAAAUUAUCUACGUUGUGUGGCAGAAGUUGGUUCGUUCGAACAUAAUCUCACAACUGAUCUUCUAAACCACUUGGUAUUUGUACAGAAAGUGUUCAUGAAGGAAGUUAAUGAAGUAAUACAGAAAGUUUCUGGUGGGGAGCAGCCUAUUCCUCUUUGGAAUGAACAUGAUGGAACAGCAGAUGGAGAUAAGCCUAAAAUUCUGCUCUAUUCCCUGAACUUGCAGUUUAAGGGUAUUCAAGUAACAGCUACUACUCCAUCAAUGAGAGCUGUCAGAUUUGAAACUGGAUUGAUAGAGCUGGAACUUUCGAAUCGACUUCAAACCAAAGCUUCACCAGGGAGUAGCAGCUAUCUGAAACUGUUUGGUAAAUGCCAAGUGGAUUUAAAUCUGGCAUUAGGACAAAUUGUCAAACAUCAAGUUUAUGAAGAAGCUGGUUCUGAUUUUCAUCAAGUUGCCUAUUUUAAAACCAGAAUCGGAUUAAGAAAUGCCCUCCGAGAAGAAAUCAGUGGUUCUUCAGACAGGGAAGCUGUGCUUAUUACCUUGAAUAGACCCAUUGUUUAUGCACAGCCUGUGGCCUUUGAUAGAGCUGUGCUAUUUUGGCUGAAUUAUAAGGCUGCCUAUGACAACUGGAAUGAACAACGAAUGGCUUUACAUAAAGAUAUUCAUAUGGCUACAAAGGAAGUGGUAGAUAUGCUACCGGGUAUCCAGCAAACAUCAGCCCAGGCCUUUGGGACUCUCUUCCUCCAGCUCACUGUGAAUGAUCUGGGAAUAUGUCUGCCCAUCACAAAUACUGCACAGUCUAAUCACACUGGAGACCUUGACAUUGGUUCUGCUUUAGUACUGACCAUUGAAAGUACUCUCAUCACUGCUUGUUCUUCAGAAUCUCUGGUUAGUAAAGGGCAUUUCAAAAACUUUUGUAUUCGUUUUGCUGAUGGCUUUGAGACGUCGUGGGAUGACUGGAAACCAGAAAUUCGUGGCGAUCUAGUGAUGAAUGCCUGUGUAGUUCCAGAUGGCACCUAUGAAGUAUGUUCUAGGACUACAGGACAAGCAGCUGCCGAAAGUAGUAGUGCUGGAACAUGGACACUCAAUGUUUUGUGGAAAAUGUGUGGGAUCGAUGUCCACAUGGAUCCUAACAUUGGCAAAAGACUUAAUGCUCUGGGCAAUACCCUUACGACCCUGACAGGAGAGGAGGACAUAGAUGACAUUGCUGAUCUAAAUUCAGUGAACAUAGCUGACCUGUCAGAUGAGGAUGAAGUUGAUACUAUGUCUCCCACUAUCCAUACUGAAGCUGUAGAUUAUCGAAGACAAGGAGCAUCUUGUAGCCAACCAGGAGAACUUAGAGGAAGAAAAAUUAUGAAGCGUAUAGUGGAUAUCAGAGAACUGAAUGAACAGGCCAAAGUAAUAGAUGAUCUUAAAAAAUUAGGUGCAAGUGAAGGAACCAUAAACCAGGAAAUUCAGCGUUAUCAACAGUUAGAAUCUGUUGCUGUGAAUGAUAUUCGAAGAGACGUUCGUAAGAAAUUACGGAGGUCGAGUAUGCGAGCUGCUUCUCUAAAGGAUAAGUGGGGUUUGGGUUACAAACCAAGUUAUAGCCGUUCAAAAAGCAUUUCUGCUUCUGGAAGACCUCCUCUUAAACGAAUGGAAAGGGCAAGUUCUCGAAUAGGAGAAACUGAGGAGCUCCCUGAAAUCCAUGUGGAUGCAGCAUCUCCUGGACCCAGAGUAACUUUCAAUAUCCAAGAUACAUUGAAAAAAACAAUAUGGGGAAGUACGCCACAAUCCAGCUGUCCUGGGGAAGGGUAUUUUCAGUUUCCAGAGGAAACAGAACUGGACCUUUUGUCAGUAACUGUUGAAGGUCCAUCCCAUUACUCCUCAAAUAGUGAAGGAUCAUAUUCCGUGUUCAGUUCUCCCAAAACUCCAGGAGGCUAUUCAUCAGGCAUUCCUUUCCAACCUGAAGAGGGCCGACGGGAUGACAGUUUGUCUUCUACUAGUGAAGAUUCUGAGAAGGAUGAAAAGGAUGAAGACCAUGAGAGGGAAAGGUUUUAUAUUUACAGGAAACCCUCACAUACAUCUCGUAAAAAAGCAACAGGCUUUGCUGCUGUUCAUCAACUAUUUACAGAACGCUGGCCCACAACUCCAGUCAACCGAAGUCUCAGUGGCACUGCUACAGAGAGAAAUAUUGACUUUGAACUUGAUAUACGGGUCGAAAUUGAUAGUGGAAAAUGUGUGCUCCACCCAACUACCCUUCUACAAGAACAUGACGAUAUAAGCUUGAGAAGGAGUUAUGAUAGAAGUUCCAGGAGUUUAGAUCAAGAUUCUCCUUCAAAAAAGAAGAAGUUUCAAACUAAUUAUGCUUCUACCACCCAUUUAAUGACUGGCAAGAAAGUGCCAUCAUCUCUACAGACAAAGUCUAGUGACUUAGAAACAACAGUUUUUUACAUUCCUGGAGUUGAUGUAAAGUUGCAUUACAAUUCCAAGACACUAAAGACCGAAUCACCCAAUGCCUCCAGAGGAUCUUCCUUGCCAAGAACCCUCUCUAAAGAGUCCAAGCUGUAUGGUAUGAAAGAUAGUGCACCAUCUCCUCCUUCUCCUCCUUUACCUUGCACUGUCCAGAGCAAGACUAACACCUUACUUCCUCCCCAACCCCCACCUAUUCCCUCAGCCAAAGGAAAAGGAAGUGGAGGAGUAAAAACAGCCAAAUUAUAUGCUUGGGUAGCGCUUCAGUCAUUGCCAGAAGAAAUGGUUAUUAGUCCCUGCCUAUUAGAUUUUCUGGAAAAAGCUCUGGAAACUAUCCCAAUUACACCAAUUGAAAGGAAUUACACAACUGUCAGUUCACAAGAUGAAGAUAUGGGACAUUUUGAAAUACCAGAUCCUAUGGAAGAAUCAACAACAUCAUUAGUAUCAUCUUCAACAUCUGCUUACUCUUCUUUCCCUGUAGAUGUUGUGGUUUAUGUACGAGUUCAGCCCUCACAGAUCAAGUUUAGCUGUUUACCAGUAUCAAGAGUAGAAUGCAUGCUAAAGCUACCAUCCCUGGACUUGGUGUUUUCUUCAAACCGAGGCGAACUGGAGACUUUAGGGACCACGUAUCCCACAGAGACUUUAUCCCCUGGAGGUAGUGCUACUCAGAGUGGAACAAAGACCUCUACAAGCAAAACUGGAACACCGGGUUCAUCCGGCCUAGGCAGCCCUCUUGGCAGAAGUCGACAUAGUAGUAGUCAAUCAGAUCUAACCAGUUCUAGCAGCAGUUCGUCUGGGUUGAGCUUCACUGCAUGCAUGUCUGACUUUUCCCUUUAUGUAUUUCAUCCAUACGGAGCAGGGAAACAAAAAACUGCUGUUUCUGGGCUCACACCUGGAUCAGGAGGACUAGGGAAUGUGGAUGAAGAACCCACUUCCGUCACUGGUCGAAAAGACUCACUCAGUAUAAACCUUGAAUUUGUAAAAGUGAGUUUGUCUCGGAUAAGGCGCUCAGGAGGUGCCUCAUUUUUUGAAAGUCAGUCUGUAAGCAAAUCUGCAAGCAAAAUGGACACUACACUAAUCAAUAUAUCUGCUGUAUGUGAUAUAGGGUCUGCCUCCUUUAAAUAUGAUAUGCGUCGACUCAGUGAAAUUCUGGCAUUUCCAAGAGCCUGGUAUAGGAGAAGUAUUGCAAGACGCCUAUUCCUUGGAGACCAAACUAUAAAUUUGCCAACAUCUGGCCCAGGGACACCUGAUUCCAUUGAAGGGGUAAGCCAGCAUCUUUCUCCUGAAUCGUCAAGAAAAGCUUACUGCAGGACCUGGGAACAGCCUAGUCAGUCAGCCUCUUUCACCCACAUGCCUCAGUCACCUAAUGUAUUCAAUGAACAUAUGACAAACAGCACCAUGUCGCCAGGGACAGCAGCACAGAGCCUAAAAUCCCCAGCUUCCAUAAGAUCAAGGAGUGUGUCUGAUUCUUCAGUUCCCCGAAGAGAUUCACUUUCAAAAACAUCAACUCCUUUUAACAAAUCGAACAAAGCAGCAAGCCAACAAGGGACCCCAUGGGAAACAUUGGUCGUGUUUGCCAUCAACUUGAAGCAAUUAAACGUUCAAAUGAAUAUGAGUAAUGUAAUGGGAAAUACAACUUGGACAACUAGUGGUUUGAAGAGCCAGGGCCGUCUGUCGGUAGGAAGUAAUCGAGAUCGAGAGAUAAGCAUGUCCGUAGGUCUGGGAAGAUCACAGUUGGAUUCUAAAGGAGGAGUAGUUGGAGGGACCAUAGAUGUCAAUGCUUUGGAGAUGGUUGCUCAUAUUUCUGAACAUCCAAAUCAGCAACCUAGUCACAAAAUUCAGAUUACUAUGGGUUCUACUGAAGCUCGUGUUGAUUACAUGGGCUCAAGUAUCCUCAUGGGUAUCUUCAGUAAUGCUGAUCUCAAGCUUCAGGAUGAAUGGAAAGUAAAUCUGUAUAACGCACUGGAUUCAAGCAUGACUGAUAAAAGUGAAAUAUUUGUCCAUGGAGAUUUGAAGUGGGAUAUUUUCCAAGUAAUGAUAUCAAGAUCAACUACACCAGACCUGAUAAAAAUAGGAAUGAAGCUCCAGGAAUUUUUCACACAACAGUUUGACACCAGCAAACGAGCUCUGUCUACCUGGGGACCCGUUCCAUAUCUUCCACCUAAGACAAUGACUAAUAACCUAGAGAGAAGUUCGCAAGAACAAUUGCUCGAUGCAGCUCAUCAUCGACAUUGGCCUGGAGUAUUGAAGGUGGUAUCAGGAUGCCACAUAUCCUUAUUUCAGAUUCCAUUACCAGAAAAUGGAAUGCAGUUCGGAGGAUCAAUGAGCUUACAUGGAAAUCAUAUGACACUAGCUUGUUUUCAUGGUCCAAAUUUCCGUUCAAAAUCCUGGGCCCUUUUUCACUUAGAAGAACCAAAUAUUGCUUUUUGGACCGAAGCUCAGAAAAUCUGGGAAGAUGGCUCUAGUGAUCAUUCUACAUACAUUGUACAAACGUUGGAUUUUCAUCUGGGCCAUAAUACCAUGGUUACCAAACCAUGUGGUGCUUUGGAAAGUCCUAUGGCAACAAUAACCAAAAUAACAAGGCGUCGCCAUGAAAAUCCACCCCAUGGAGUAGCAAGUGUAAAAGAAUGGUUCAACUAUGUUACAGCCACAAGGAAUGAAGAGCUAAACCUACUUCGUAAUGUUGAUGCUAAUAACACUGAAAAUAGCACUACAGUGAAGAAUUCUAGUUUGUUGAGUGGAUUCAGAGGAGGUUCUAGUUACAAUCAUGAAACAGAGACUAUCUUUGCAUUACCAAGGAUGCAGCUUGAAUUUAAAUCCAUUCAUGUUCAAGAACCACAGGAACCUUCAUUACAGGAUGCCAGCCUGAAGCCGAAGGUAGAAUGUAGUGUGGUGACAGAGUUCACUGACCACAUUUGUGUGACUAUGGAUGCUGAGCUCAUCAUGUUUCUUCAUGAUUUAGUGUCGGCUUAUCUCAAAGAAAAAGAAAAAGCCAUUUUUCCACCUCGGGUUUUAUCUACUCGACCAGGACAGAAAAGUCCAAUUAUUAUACAUGAUGACAACUCCUCUGACAAAGACAGAGAGGACAGCAUCACUUACACUACUGUGGACUGGAGAGAUUUUAUGUGCAACACAUGGCAUCUAGAACCCACUCUCAGAUUAAUAUCUUGGACUGGAAGAAAGAUUGAUCCAGUGGGUGUUGAUUACAUUCUUCAAAAACUGGGCUUCCAUCAUGCCAGGACUACUAUUCCUAAAUGGCUUCAAAGAGGAGUCAUGGACCCACUUGACAAGGUUCUGUCAGUACUUAUAAAAAAACUCGGUACUGCACUACAGGAUGAAAAGGAAAAGAAAGGAAAAGACAAAGAAGAACACUAAAAAAGUAACUUGAUCUGUGAACAAAUUAUGAUUGUGUCCAUUAAGUUUUAUUACACUGGAGUGUUUUUUUUUUCUUUUGUAUAGUAAAAUUAUUUUCAGUAUAACUUAAAAUAACUCUAAUUUUGUGGCCAUUAUAUUGAAAGUUUGUAAGUUAACCUGUUUAUUCUAGUUCCACCAUUCUGUAUACAAUGAAGUAUUGCAUGAUAAUGUAAAUUUUGUGAAAAACUAGAUUAAAAUAUAUAAAUCUGCUCAGUAGGGUUUAUAAUUGUAUUAUGUGCAAUAUGAUUCCUGCAUCUUUAAAAUAUUUUCAGAGUAACUGUGAAUUUUUGCUAUUGGCCAUAACUUUUAGAAAAAAUCUUGUUGAUAAUGUGAUUUUUUUUUUUUUUGGUCAUUAAUUGCUUUUUCUUUUUUGAAAAUGUAGUCUUGUAAAAAUACCUAUUUGUAUAUAGUUCUAGUAAUUGUGAUAUGAUUACCACUAAAAUAUUGUUUGUAACUAUUGUAAUAAAGUCACAGUAAUUGGUUUCA